Molecule: messenger RNA, 2552 nt
Organism: Coturnix japonica (Japanese quail)
Lineage: Eukaryota; Metazoa; Chordata; Aves; Galliformes; Phasianidae
Source: RefSeq, a predicted model, not a curated record
UGUUCUUGCGUGGGGCAAUGUCCACUUUAGCCCUGCUGGUGUUCCCAACCUGGUCUCUGCAUGACCCUCCAAGCAGUGAUCUCACCAGGACAAGGCUGAGCAGUGAAAUCUGGGGCUCAGUGAGCAGUUACCUCUGAUCCUGUCUGACAAAAGGGGAGGAGAGAAGGAAAAAGUAAAGACAAUCCCCGGCAUGGUGACUCAGCAUCUUUACACUGUUAAGCUUUGAACUGUAAAUACAGCUUUUGCACCUUUCGUAUGCUGUGCGUUCUCAGCCAGAACGCGCCUACACGUCCUAUUCCAGCCUACCUUAAGUCACUCCAUGAGCACGAUGAGCGGAAAAAGCAGCCCAGAAGGUGAAGAAGGAGCUGGGAGAAUGAAGAGUGAGAGUUGGGGGCAGAGCAACGCCGUGGGAGAGGUCAGGAGGGGCCGGGUGAUCCUUGCUGCCUACCUGAUAGUAACUCUGGAGCUGACCUUGCUGUUCAUGCAGUUUGGAGUUGUACCUUACUUGGCAAAGAACCUGGGUUUGGAUUCGGUGGGGUUUGGGUACCUCCAGACAACCUUUGGUGUCCUCCAGCUCGUGGGAGGUCCCAUUUUUGGAAGGUUUGCAGAUCAGUUUGGUAGCAGAGCUGCCUUAACUCUCUCCUGUGCAUCUGCGAGUGCCUUCUUCCUGCUCCUGUCCAUCUCCACCAGCAUCCCCAUCCUCUUUCUCUCCAGGCUACCGACAGUGUUCAUGCACGGACUGCCAGGUGCUCAGAAGGUCAUCACAGACCUAACAGCUCCUUCUGAACGUGCUGCUGCCUUGGGGAAGCUGGGUCUUUGCUUUGGUGUAGGAAUCAUCAUCGGCUCUGCCCUGGGAGGGGUCCUCUCCACCAAAUUCGGUGCUCUCCAAGCUGCAUGUCCUCAGCAAGCUUCCUUACCUCUCUGCUGUUCCAGAUGGUUUGCAGAUAGAUCAAGCAACACAAGUCCCGGCCGCACCAGUGGGAUGUGCCUGUUUCAAGAAAUGACCAUUUACACCUACUCUGUGAUCCCUAUCUUGGCCUGUCCCAGCUCAUCCAGGAUUAGAACUGCUGGGACUGGAGCCAGGUGUUGCAAGUCCUUGAUCAAUCAGUGAACUCAUCCUCGGUCCUUGUCUGGACUCCUCCAUUUGUAGACAUGAGGAUGAGACCACGGAAGAAGCAGUGCCUUAGUCAGCCAGCUGGCUGUGAUCUUCUGGGGAGUGAAUGUUCUUUCCUCCAUUUUUCAUAAAUGAAUGUAAAUGUGCAGGUGUUUGGUGCACAGAGAUGCCGAUGGGACUGUGCAACAGGGAAAAGCAGUAAUGACACAAGUGCAAGCUUUGAGUUAGCCAAGUGAGUAUUUUGAAAUAGGCUGUUUUAUCAGAAAAGAGCACACACAAACAUUAAUGACACUUGAAUUUAAUGGUGGAUUAUGGACCAAGUAUGCAAAUCCACCCACUCCUUUUUCAUGCGUAACCGAUAUGCCUCUUCCGGUAAUUAGCCGAGUUCCCCAGCAGAGUGCUGGCACCAGCAGUGUGCUCCAGCUGCCAAGAGAUUAGCGUCCUGCCCAGCUAUUUGGAGUGUCCCAUAAGGGACGUUAAGCCCCAAGUAGCUCUGCUGGCCUUAGGGACAGCUCUGACGUCGUGUCCCCAUCCCACACCUGGUGUCCCUAAUAUAAGACAGCCCCAACAUUCCUCUCCUGUUGCUGCUCCCAGUUCUUUGCCCUGCUAUAGUGCUAACUUUCAGCUUCCCUCCCUGCCCCAGUUCUGGUGGAAAUCAGUGGUGCAUCGUGCCCAUGCUCUCCUUCAUCUUUUUCUCUUUCCCACCCAUCAGAUUUUCCAAAUCAGAAUUAAACAGUUGAAUGAGAACUUGUUUAUGGAUGACACAUUUGCACCCUUGAGGGACUAUGCUUAGGGUGUGCAUGUGAAACCUUACUUCCUCUUCGGCCUGCCCAUGACCAAGUCAAACCCACUGCAGCACAGGAGAGCCUUUUCCUCUCCCUAGAGUAGCAGCCAUCCUGUUCUGGUCAUCUAAAAGCACGCGAGGCAACAAAAGGGCAUCCUGGGUAUGGUGUCCGGUUGUAUCAGGGCAAUGAGUGGCCCUUUCCUGCUAAUGUGUGGGUGAAGGCAGGUAUUGACUGGUUUUAUGCUAUCUCUGGAAAAAUCAUAGGCUGUGAGUGAAAUAAUGGAAAAUUUGCAACCCAAGGAGUCUCACUGAAGGGCUGCAGCGAAAUAUGGACAAUGUGGUCUGGCUAAGUGAUCCUCCAUCUUGUGAUGUACUGUCUACUCCACAAGGAUCAAGAGAGAAAAGGGUAUCUACAUCUAUAUGGGGGCUAUGUUUGUUUCCACUUGGGAUGUGACUUCUUCAGCAGGCAUUCAGCUUUGCCUUUUACUCCACAUGCUGUUUUCACCAAGGGUAUUUGCUUGGGCAGGAGUGCCCAGGAUAGGAUCAUGCUGCAUUCGUUCAUGUCGUUCUAUCACCAUGCUGGUUCUUUCCCUGGGCUGGGCAAGCCUGACCAUCUCUAUACCUUUGCAUGACAGUCUUGGGAAACAUGUGAAA